Molecule: messenger RNA, 1353 nt
Organism: Copidosoma floridanum
Lineage: Eukaryota; Metazoa; Arthropoda; Insecta; Hymenoptera; Encyrtidae
Product: cyclin-dependent kinase 2
Biological process (GO): signal transduction; G1/S transition of mitotic cell cycle; regulation of gene expression
Cellular component (GO): nucleus; cytoplasm; cyclin-dependent protein kinase holoenzyme complex
Molecular function (GO): cyclin-dependent protein serine/threonine kinase activity; cyclin binding; ATP binding
Source: RefSeq, a predicted model, not a curated record
AUGAUGGACAAUUAUUUUAAACUGGAGAAGAUCGGUCAGGGUACGUAUGGAGUCGUCUACAAGGCCAAGGACAAACUUACGGGCAAGGUCGUCGCCCUCAAAAAAAUUCGUCUGGAUACCUGGUGCAAGAAAACUAGAGCGUCUUUCCGAUCCCUUUGGUGCGGAUCAAAUGACGACCAGCAGAGUAGUGAGGUUCGGAGACUUGCCAAGUACGAGAAGUACGUGGGAACCGACUCGCGAAAGCUGGCGUCGGUCAAUGGUGACGCCAAGUCGCACAAAUCCCGGGUAUGGGGUCUCUUGCGAAGGUCUUUCUCCUCGAGUUCUCGCGUCUUUGGCGUAAAUCUGGCACGGCUCGACGAGAACGGCCUGCCAAAGCCGGUCCUCGUCAUGCUGCAGCAGCUCCUCGCCAAGGGCCCCUCCAUCCAAGGCAUCUUCCGCAAGUCCGCCAACUUGAAGGUUGUCCGGGUGCUCAAGGACCAGAUCGAGUCCUCGGGCGACACCAGCUGCCUCGAGGAUGCGCCCGUCUUUGCAGUUGCCGCUCUACUUAAGGACUUUCUGAGAUCCCUGCCCGAUCUCCUUCUCACUUCCUACCUCUUUUCCCUGUGGAUGGCUAGUCCCGAGUCUCCGGACCCCAUCAAGACGAUCAAAAGCAUUCUGGAUCGUCUACCGGAAGCAAAUUAUACGCUGCUGUCGCACCUGGUCUGCGUGCUGCACCACAUAGCCCGGCGCUCGGAGCACAACCUCAUUUCCGCGAGUAAUCUGGGCGUGUGCUGUGGACCGAGUCUGCUUUGGUCCGAGAGUCUUUUGGUCAACCAGAGCCGGGCGAUUCCUGCUCUCGCGGAGAUGCUCAUCCGGCAUUACGAGGUCCUGUUCGGCAAAGGGGUCGACCUGCUUUUCGGCGCCGAGCUAAACGACAGCCAAGCCGAAGACAGCACCGACAUUCUACACUUUGAUGGGAUUUCCCUGGACAACCUCCAGUUGACGGAACCUCCGAGCAAGGAUUACAUGUCCUUAUCGAGGGACUCUGAGCUGACGCUCUCAGACGGCGAUAUCGUUGGGCCCGAAUCGCUAGUGAGCUCCAAAGACUCGGCUGUCAAGCUCGAAGAAGGCGAGAACUCUAAGGAGGUGGUCUUGUACCGGUGUAGGAUCAUGAAAUUUACGGAUAUCAUAGUGGACUACAAGAGAUCAUCACAGCAAAACACCAAGCUGCGAAUAGGCAGCGAAAACAGUAGUAGAGGCAGUAGCAUAAUCGGUGACAAUAAGGAUGACGAGCACAAGCAAACGUGGCUGAAGACGCCGCCACCUUUGCCUCCCCGACGCCGCCACUCGAGGCCUGUUCACCCUAAAUUUUAG